Molecule: messenger RNA, 619 nt
Organism: Teleopsis dalmanni
Lineage: Eukaryota; Metazoa; Arthropoda; Insecta; Diptera; Diopsidae
Exons: 2
Coding region: 59-559 (166 amino acids)
Source: RefSeq, a predicted model, not a curated record
CAGUUUAUAGGUUUACUCUUAAAUAUUCUGAAAGUGUAUUUGCACCUAAGUAGACAAAAUGAAAAUUUUCUUAAUCGCCUUUGUUGCCAGUCUGUCUCUGUUGACUGUAAAUGCUGGAUUAUUGCCAUCAUUUCAUUCACCCUUGAUCGACGCAGCAGUUCACCAUUAUAAAACGGCAAAUUGCGUUGUCCAGAACACUCUUGAAGUACAAAAUGUAGCACAGAAUUUCUUAGAUGAAAUCGUCGGUUGUGGUACCAAUGUUUCUGAGGAGUGGUUUGCUAUUAUCGAUGCUUGUGUUGCUAUAAUUGAGACCUGCCAAAAAAUUAUUCGUUUACAUGAAUCAACCUGUAGUGACAUUAAGAAUCCAUCAACUAUUUGUGUUCUCCUUUUCUCCAAGGAUGUGGCAGUAUUGAAGAAGCAAGCUGAUACUGCAGCAACUCUAUUUAAGGAAUUGGAAGAAUUGCCACAUGUCACUACUUUAUGCGGUGGAACUGCUGUGAAUCAUGUCUCAGAUUAUUUUACACAAUUUUCAGCUAAUGUCGGAAUUUGUGCCAAUUAAAUUUUGUUUAAAUAUGAACAGCAAAUAAAACUAUUAAAUAAGAAUCAGUCCAAAUUUGUA